Molecule: messenger RNA, 1121 nt
Organism: Tripterygium wilfordii
Lineage: Eukaryota; Viridiplantae; Streptophyta; Magnoliopsida; Celastrales; Celastraceae
Product: expansin-A8-like
Exons: 3
Coding region: 47-808 (253 amino acids)
Biological process (GO): plant-type cell wall organization
Cellular component (GO): extracellular region
Source: RefSeq, a predicted model, not a curated record
AACCACACUCAAGACAAUCCUUCUCCUUCUCUCUUAAAACACAUCAAUGGCCAUUGCAGCAACUUCUGCCACUACCCUUCUCUUCUUAGCACUCAAUCUCUGCCUCCUAGGCUCCUCUAAUGGUGACUAUGGAGGUUGGCAAGGUGGUCAUGCCACUUUUUAUGGUGGUGGUGAUGCUUCUGGCACAAUGGGGGGUGCUUGUGGUUAUGGGAAUUUGUACAGUCAAGGAUAUGGAACCAACACUGCAGCACUAAGCACUGCUCUGUUCAACAAUGGACUAAGCUGUGGUGCUUGUUAUGAGAUGAGAUGUGACAAUGACCCUAAAUGGUGCCUUCCCGGCUCCAUUACUGUCACUGCCACAAACUUCUGCCCUCCUAACCCUUCUCAGUCUAAUGACAAUGGUGGCUGGUGCAACCCACCUCUCCAGCAUUUUGACCUUGCUGAGCCUGCUUUCCUGCAGAUUGCCCAAUACAGAGCUGGAAUUGUCCCCAUCUCUUUUAGAAGGGUUGCAUGUGUGAAGAAAGGAGGCAUAAGGUUCACAGUGAAUGGUCACUCCUACUUCAACUUGGUGUUGGUGACAAACGUUGGUGGAGCAGGAGAUGUGCAUUCAGUGUCAAUUAAGGGGUCAAAGACAGGAUGGCAAACAAUGUCAAGGAAUUGGGGCCAGAACUGGCAGAGCAACUCCUACUUGAAUGGGCAGAGCCUCUCCUUUCAGGUCACAACCAGUGAUGGCAGGACUCUCACUAGCUUCAAUGUUGCUCCUUCCGGUUGGCAGUUUGGACAAACAUUUGCUGGCACCCAAUUCUGAACAAACUCAACAAAAAUGCAGCAUUGCAUAUUGUUUGUAUGAGAGGGGAAAUGAAAGAUAUGGUAGCAACAAUAGGAGGAGGAGGCACGGGCCGAUGUCGAUUGCUGUGGUGGCUGUUUAGCACCCGCUAGGCCUUGAUCAUCUGUGUCCAUAUACUAAUAUACAUAGUAUUAAGUUUGUGAGCUAUAUAUAGUUGCUCUUGGUAGCUAAAUUUGUGGUCAUCCAGUUGGAAACAUACCCAGUUUGAAUAAUUUUUUUUAUGUAAUUUGUUCUUCAAUGAUAAUCAUAAAGAAGUUUACUUUUAUAUGCUAAA